Messenger RNA from Colletes gigas, 1020 nucleotides. RefSeq names its product malate dehydrogenase-like. NCBI's taxonomy places the organism in Eukaryota, Metazoa, Arthropoda, Insecta, Hymenoptera, Colletidae. The transcript is spliced from 6 exons. The coding region runs from base 1 to 1020 and encodes 339 amino acids. Gene Ontology annotation, biological process: malate metabolic process; oxaloacetate metabolic process; tricarboxylic acid cycle. Gene Ontology annotation, molecular function: L-malate dehydrogenase (NAD+) activity. The record is from RefSeq and is a predicted model, not a curated record.
AUGAAUUUGAUCGUUCCGGAAGAAGGGGAGACCGUGGUCACUAACGUUUCACGACGCAAGGACGACGUCCUGCGUAUCGUGGUCACGGACGGGACCACGGAAAUGACCCUGGCGUUCCUGCACCGGAUACUGUCCGUCAACUCGUUUGGUCCGGACCAAUCGGUGUUCAUCAGCAUUUACGAAUUCCCAGAAAAGGCAGUGUUUCUGGAGAGCAUCGCGAUCGAACUUACCGCGUUCAGUCCCAAUAUCUUGCAUGGCAUUAAUUACUGUUUCGAUGCUUCGGUUGCUUUCAAAGACGCGGACGUCGUGGUCUGUAUAGGUACAGCAAGGGGGUACAUGUUCACUGAAAAUGAUUACAACGACCUAUUCUUCAAGGACUACGUUCGCGCCGCCAAGUUUUACGGCGAAUGCAUAGAGAAGUACGCGAAAAGGGACGCGAAGAUUAUAGUACUCGGUGGCACGGCUGCCACGAUCAUAUCCCGAUACGCCACGUCCAUUCCUAUCAAGAAUAUAACAGCCCUGUCUAUGUUCAAUAGAAAGAUCGCUGCAGCACAUAUCGCUGCUCGAGCAAACUGUCAUCCGGCAGAUAUUAAGAACAUUAUAAUAUGGGGUUCCAACAACAGGUACAACUUCCCAGAUUGCGGGUACAUGUACUUCGCGGAUGGAAGGCCCCUAACCGACGAGCUAAUAGUGUGGCUAAAAACGGAUCUUCCAGGUAUUCUGCGAAAGAUCACUCACAGACCUAGAUACGUCAGAUCGACAGCGUGCUGUUUGGCGGACCAUUGCGAUAUUUUGUGGAAUGGUACCCCCGAGAACGAGUGGGCCUGCAUGGGGGUAUUGUCCGACCAUUCUUACGGCAUUCGAGCAGGGAUAUUUUUCUCGUACCCCGUAUUCUGUAGAAACGGACAAUACGAAAUCGUGCAAGGCCUCGCUAUCGACGAAUACGUUAAGAGAUACAUCUUGGACUUAAGCAGACUGAUAGCAAGAGACGUCACCGCCGCCAGAGCACUGUGCGAUUAG